Molecule: messenger RNA, 1887 nt
Organism: Symbiodinium sp. CCMP2592
Lineage: Eukaryota; Dinophyceae; Suessiales; Symbiodiniaceae
Source: the annotation of a GenBank genome assembly
AUGUUGGUCAGGGAGGACAUGUGUGUCAGCGCAAGUCCAGUGGACCGCGAGGAGUGUGUCAGCCUGCCGCGGGUGCCAGCGUCGACCAUCGACGUCACCAUUGCAGAGGCCGAGGAAACCCCUCUGCGAGAACUUCUCGAGCAAGGUUGCGACGAGGAGAUCCUUGCCCUGAAGAAUGGCACCCGGGCCUCCGCCGACGCAUGCGUCAAGUCCCUCGUCUGGGACGACGUUGCAGCCAGAGUCAAAGCGCUCUGUGCCUUCGACUUUGACCUGGGCGCGGACAAGUGCAUCGUCACAGACGGCGUGAAUUUGAUCACCGGUAAGAUGGCGGUGUGGCGCUAUCCUUGCCACAGCCCUCGGGACAUGUGCGUUCUUGAGGGCGUGGAGCCGCCCAGCGAUUACUCGGGCCCAUUGCCACGCACCUCCAUUCUCCUCAGCCGCAAGGGCUUGCUGAACACAGCAAUGGCUGGCGGUGGCUCGUCUGGUUCAAGUCAACUGAUUGACGGUGAUAUCGAUGGAGAUGACAACGAGCUCACGAAGCAAAAGAAGCUCGUUGAGUUCUUGGAGCUCUUCCAGCCAUACGUUGAUGCCUACAAAUGGGAGGCGCUCUCAGUCAAGGCCUUGACCGGCCUCAACCCUUACGAGACCGAGUGGCCGAUUUGCGCAGACCGUUGCCUCUUGUCUGGUUUGGAAGGUGCCUCUUUUGUGGAGUUUUGCGCGCAGCAGGUCACGCGGAGUGUCAAGGGCAUUGUCGCAAACAUGAGCGGCCGUGCAACGGCAAUCGCCCUGGAGAGCAAGAACGACAAGGACUUGGAAGUGGCCUUGAUUUUCACGGUCCUGGCGCAUGCUGUGAUGGACGCGCACAAGAGGUACAGGUGCGAGGACUUCAUUGAUAACGCGAAAUACUUCAUCAAGGCCCUGAGGGUGAAGGAGAAAGUGCAGGCUGAGCAGAUGUUUUGCGGGUUCAAUGUCGGCGGCGUCAUCAAGGCUGAAGAGGAGGCCGAGAAGCUGCUUGCAACCUUGGAGUCCCUCACGGCAAACCUGCCGGCCGAUGAGGGGAGCAGCCCGGUGCUCCUCGAUCCGACCCUGGGUCGCCGCGCCGACGGCAUCAUCGUGCCUACGCAGGUGAACUACGUCGGCAAGGGCGGAAAUCUCUACGAGACCGGCUACGAGUUCCAUGGAUCUGCUUUGGUAGUGUCCAAGCUGCUGGGAGCCACCUACCUCUGGGACAAGGUCCGCGUGAGCGGAGGCGCCUACGGCGGCCUCUGCCGCUUCGACCCGAGGAGUGGCGACUUCAAGUACCUGUCUUACCGGGAUCCAAACCUCGGCAAGACGCUGGAGGCCUAUGACGGAGCCCCAGCCUUCCUGAAGGAUCUCGAUCUCGGCGAGGACGAGCUGACGAAGGCCAUCAUCGGCUGCAUGGGAGACAUCGAUGCUUACCUGCUGCCGGAUGCCAAGGGCUACCAGUCGAUGCUGCGCUACCUCCUGGAAGAGGACGACACCUACCGGCAGAGGGUUCGAGACGAGAUCUUGGGCACCAAGGUGGAGGACUUCCGCAGCUUUGCCGCAUCCCUGGAGCCUGUGGUGGAGAAGGGCGGAAUCUGCGUCGUCGGCUCGGCUGAGGUCCAGUUUGGUAGCUAUGGCAGCAUCUGGUCGGUCUUUGCCCUCGCCGACAGCAGGCGCUGGAAGCAGCCCAACGGGGAGCCUGCUUGCCUGGCCUCAAGUGGCUGUGGCCUCACCGUUCGCUUGGCACGGCUUCUUGCCGAGGUGGACCAGUGGCUUCAGGAGACGCGUGAGAGGCGUGCAGCUGAGAUUCGGGCUCUGGCACAGCUGGACUGGCCGGCAGCUGAAGGCCCCUACGGUGAUCUUUUGAGUCCGGAUGUCUGA